Messenger RNA from Clupea harengus (Atlantic herring), 928 nucleotides. Its product is annotated as uracil-DNA glycosylase. The record is from RefSeq and is a predicted model, not a curated record. Gene Ontology annotation, molecular function: uracil DNA N-glycosylase activity. Gene Ontology annotation, biological process: base-excision repair, AP site formation via deaminated base removal; base-excision repair. Gene Ontology annotation, cellular component: nucleus; mitochondrion. NCBI's taxonomy places the organism in Eukaryota, Metazoa, Chordata, Actinopteri, Clupeiformes, Clupeidae.
AUGUUGGAUCUGACUCCAGAGCAACUUCUUCUCAUAGAACAGAAACGCCAGGCAGCCUUGCAGAGGUUAGCGACACGCAAUGUAUUUGUACCCAUCGGGGAGACCUGGCGACGAGAGAUUGGUGCAGAAUUUUCCAAACCGUAUUUUACAAAGUUAGCAUCGUUCAUUGCGCAGGAGAGAGAACGUUUCACAGUGUAUCCCGCGCCAGAGCAAGCCUUCUAUUGGACCCAUAUGUGUGCCAUUGAAGAGGUGAAGGUUGUCAUCUUUGGCUAGGACCCAUACCACCACCCUGGUCAGGCCCAUGGUCUAUGCUUCAGUGUGGAAGAGCCCUGUCUGCCUCCUCCCAGCCUGGAGAAUGUCUAUGCAGAACUGGCCGCUGAUAUAGAUGACUUCCAGCAUCCUGGCCAUGGUGACCUUACUGGAUGGGCUGUCAUGUGUGUUCUGCUCCUAAAUGCCGUGCUGACGGUGCACGCACACAAGCCCAGCUCUCAUGCUGGGCAAGGCUGGGAGACCUUCACUGAUGCAGUGGUGCACUGGCUCAGCAGGAGCCUCAGAGGCCUGGUGUUCCUGCUGUGGGGUGCCUACGCUCACAGGAAAGGCUCCAUCAUAGACAGGAGAUACCAUCAUGUCCUCCAGACCUCCCAUCCAUCGCCAUACUCUGCUGAUCGUGGUUUCUUGGGAUGCAAACACUUCUCCAAGACCAACACGCUGCUCAGGAGGUCAGGGAAGACACCUCUGGACUGGAGUGCUCUCUGAAACCCUGCUUAGAAAUAAGAGUACCACCAUUUCAUAAAACUUUUAUAUUCCAAAUUGUUUUAUACUAGUGCUGUCAGUUUAACGCGUUAUUAACGGCGUUAACGCAAACCCAUUUUAACGCUGUUAAUUUUCUUAUCGCCGGAUACAUAAUUUUUUUUUAGAUUAACGUUCU